AUGAUCGUGGAUAUUGUGAUUCACGGGGACAUUCUCUGUCCAUGGUGCUUCUUGCAGAAGAAGAGCCUCGAAGAAGCUAUGAAACGAUAUCAGGCACUUCACCCCGAGGUAGAAUUCGAUGUCAUCUGGAAACCUUUUCUUCUCUAUCCUACUCUACGAAAAUGUGACAAGCGAGCUCUCUACGAAAAGAUCAUGUCCCCAGAGAAACUUCGUCUCUUCACCUCCCGUCUUCAAACAGCUGGGGCUCGCCAUUGUGUUGCGUUCUCUGUUACUGGCACCACCGGACCCUCGCAACUUGCUCUUCGUCUAGUCACUCUAGCACUGCAGACUCGCGGCCCAAUUGUCCAAUCCGCGGUCCUAGACGCUUUGUUCAGAGGCCACUUCGAGCAUGGAGAGGACAUUACGAACGAAUCUUGGUUGCUGCAUAUAGGCAGGACAGAGGGAAAUCUUGACGACGAUGCUUUGAGAGCGGCAUUGAUGGGGCCGGAGACUGGUAAAGUGUUGGAAGAAGAGGUCAGGAGUGCUGCAGUAGGGGGUGUAGAAGCCGUACCAUGUGUUACGGUGCAAAAUAGGUUUCGAGUCGGAGGAUAUCAAGAAGCAAACAUCUUUGAAGGAUUAUUUGAUAAGAUAUGGCAGGAGAACAGGUGA
Molecule: messenger RNA, 648 nt
Organism: Fusarium pseudograminearum CS3096
Lineage: Eukaryota; Fungi; Ascomycota; Sordariomycetes; Hypocreales; Nectriaceae
Exons: 2
Coding region: 1-648 (215 amino acids)
Molecular function (GO): oxidoreductase activity
Source: RefSeq, a predicted model, not a curated record